Molecule: messenger RNA, 237 nt
Organism: Paramecium pentaurelia
Lineage: Eukaryota; Ciliophora; Oligohymenophorea; Peniculida; Parameciidae
Source: the annotation of a GenBank genome assembly
AUGCCCUCGGUUUAUGCAAAUGAUUCUGAAUAGAAGUAUAUUGAAUUAAAUAAGCUUAGAUUGAUAAAUUUGAGUUAUAAGGGAAACAGAAACCCAGGGCAAUUGAACAUUGAAAAAUUAAAAAAAAAUUGUUGUAUUGAUUUGAUAAGAUUGAUAAGACUUAAUUAUAUUAUGAAUUUGAGCGCAAUUAAUAAUUUAGAUUUGAAUGAUUAUUAUCAAUAUGAUUAUCAAUUUUGA